Zingiber officinale is the source of this 2616-nucleotide messenger RNA. Its product is annotated as probable UDP-N-acetylglucosamine--peptide N-acetylglucosaminyltransferase SPINDLY. The record is from RefSeq and is a predicted model, not a curated record. Lineage: Eukaryota; Viridiplantae; Streptophyta; Magnoliopsida; Zingiberales; Zingiberaceae. Gene Ontology annotation, molecular function: protein binding. Bases 159 to 2018 code for a protein of 619 amino acids. The transcript is spliced from 13 exons.
AAUUACACAUGCCAUGGCCCAUACACACACCCAAUCUAUAGGGCGUUAACUCGGGUGGAAAUCUCACACCAAUUCGUUCCUCAAGCCUGCAUAACGGCUGUGGUCGUGCCAUCGAAGGGUUAGUGUGAGAGACGGUUGUGACCGGAGAGGAGAGAGGGAUGUUGGAAUCGCUCCCUCAAGACGGUGGCAAGCUUGUCGUCGGCGAGAAUCCAUCUCCGGAGGAAGAAGCAGCGAAGAGGCCAUCGCAGCAGCGACGAGUCAUCAUAGCGGACCUGAACGUAGACCCGCCGGAGAGCGACGUAGAUUGCGCUCUCGCCACCAUCCCCCAAGCUGUUCCCAGGGACAACAAGGAUGAGAGUAGUACAGUACAAAGUACGGUGGUGAUAAAAGAUACUGAUAUGGGCGAUGGUGAAGAUAUCGACCAACAGUGUCAUGGAGUGUCUACGUUACGUGAAGAGAAAGUUAGUGGUCUCAAGGCUGGUUUGGUACACAUGGCAAGAAAGAUGCCAAAGAAUGCUCAUGCGCACUUUCUCCUUGGACUAAUGUACCAGAGGAUGGGCCAACUACAGAAGGCAAUUUUGGCAUUUGAAAAGUCAGCAGAAAUACUACAAAAGGAUGAAGAAGAAGUUCAAAGACCAGAUCUUCUGUCAUUAGUGCUGAUUCAUCAUGCACAGUGCUUUCUGCUUGCAAAUUCUGCUGAUAACUCUGAGAGAGAGUUCGAAAUGGAUGAAUUAGAGGAAAUCCUAAAGAAGUUAAAAUGUUCAAUUGAAUCUGAUACUAAACAGGCAGCUUUCUGGAAUAUGCUGGGACUGAUACUUCUCAGAACUGGUCGUCUGCAGAGUGCAAUAUCAGUUUUAUCAUCUCUUAUAACAAUUAUUCCAGAUUACUUGGAUGCCCUUGCAAAUCUAGGAAUUGCAUACCUCCAAAGUGGCAAUUUGAAACUUUCUGCAAAAUGCUUCCAAGAUCUCCUCCUGAAAGACCAAAAUCAUCCAGCUGCUCUGAUGAAUCAUGCAAUUCUGCUUUUGUGCAAAUAUGCUCCUGUUAUUCCUGGUCCAGGUGCCAAUGCAGGACAAGGGGCUUUUUUGCAACAAAUAGAAGCUGCAACUGUCGCAAAAGAGUGCUUAUUGGCAACGCUAAAAUCUGAUCUCCGAUCUGGAACAAUAUGGGUGAAUCUUGCAAAUGCAUACUAUGUACUGGGUGAUCAUAGGAGUGCCAAACAAUGCCUGGAGAAGGCAGGAACACUAGAGCCUAAUAACAUGUCUACUAGGUAUGCAAUAGCAACCCAUCGAAUCAAAGAUGCUCUAAGGUCACUGGCUUCCAGGGAGCAGCUUACUUGGGCAGCAAAUGAAAUGGCAUCAAUUCUGAAAGAAGGUGAUGCUGCAGUUACUGAUCUUCCUGUAGCUUGGGCAGGGUUGGCAAUGGCCUAUAAAGCUCAACAUGAAAUUGCAGCUGCAUUUUAUACUGAGCAGACAGACUUGGAUGAAGCAGAUGAGCUAGCCCUCUGCACAUUAAAACGGGCAAUUGAAGUGGAUGCUGAUGAUGCAGUGCAAUGGCAUCAACUUGGUUUAUACAGCCUAGGUAGCAUGCAGUUCAAUACAUCUGUAAAAUUCCUCAAGGCUGCAGUAGCUCGAUCCAGGGAAUGCAGCUAUGCAUGGUCCAACCUCGGUAUCGCGCUGCAAUUAUCUGAUGACCUUCCUACAGCUGAAUUAACAUACAAGAGAGCUCUCUCCCUUGCGACAAAUCAACAGGCACAUGCAAUCCUCUCUAACCUGGGAAAUCUUUACCGGAGACAGAAAAGGUUCAAGGAUGCCAAGGCAAUGUUUUCAAAGUCGUUGGAACUUUGCCCUGGAUAUGCCCCAGCAUACAACAAUCUAGGGCUUGUCCAUGUGGCUGAGUGUCUCUGGGAAGAAGCUAAAUCCUGCUUUGAAAAGGCUUUACAUUCUGACCCACUGCUUGAUUCUGCAAAGUCCAACAUGACAAAAACAGAUGCAAUGACCAAGCUCCAUGAGAAACGAUAAUCAAAUUGACAAGGUCUGGUGAUCUUUUUGACUUUAGAGAACACAGUGGAUCAGGAAUUGUUCUUAGGUACUAUAGGAACUUGCUGAACUUCUGUAUUUGAAUGUACAACCUAGCAAAAGCUGAAAGGGAUGCCUCUGCUUUAUCUUACCAUCGCCAAGUAGUUGUAUAUUUGUGAAUGAUACAAAUUGUACAUUCAGACCAUUGGUUUGCGAGCAUGACCACCUAGGGGCUUCCCUUCUACCAGGAAAUUUAAUUGUUAAGGUUACAUAUCUAGUACCCGAAGCUUUUCAAAUCAUUUUGGGAGAUGGCAAUAAUAAUUCUCAAGGUAUCAUCCAAGUUUCUAUGGACAAUUAAUUUGAGGGCUAUACAAGUGGUAACCCUGUACAUAUAUUUUGUACAUAUGUAGCAUAUAUAGCGCACCUGACUUUGUGUUUUACCUGGGGCAGCCUGUUUGUAGGUAAAUAGGCUCCUUGAACUGUUUAUGGCCCAGCCGCCUUCAGAUCAUCAUAGAAUGGCCAUUUCAAGGCCCAAGUUGUUUGAUUUGAGUUUGUCCUUGGUUGGUUUAUGGCUUAUUUUGAAUUAUUUGGGUUUGUUGUU